UUUUUAUUUGUGGAGGAUCCCUUAAACCCUAGCGGGGGCUAGGGCGGUGCGCGGCUGGAAUCGCGAGCGAUCUGGUACGUCCGGGGCACGGAUUCUUCCGCGCGAUCAUGGAAGAGGACGAGCAGCAGCAGCAGGGGCAGCAGCAAGACGAUCGCUUCUUCGAGCGCGACGUCGUGGGGAGCAUUGCCAAUCCGGAUAGGGUCGGGAUUAUCGACGAGAUCGGGGGCGCUCCCUCCACUUCCGGCUCCGAGGACGACGAGGAAUGCGGGCAGGACGUGGAGGAGGGCGCCGCGAUCAUCGUGUGGAAUGAUGGGGAGGAGGAGACGGUCGAUCUGUCGGAGGUCCGGCUCGUCGACCGCGUCCUGGAUCGCGGCGAAUUGGUGGCGCUUGUCGGCGAUCCGCUGGGCCAGUUUGGGGUCGUCCAGAGCGUGGAGCUCCUGGCGGAUUUGCGGCUCCGGAAUGGAGAGGUGAUGAAGAGCGUGAGCAGCAGCAAGCUCCGGCAAGUGUGCCCGUUCAUGCAAGGCGACUACGUUGUUCGCGGGAACUGGAUCGGCCGAGUGGAUGAAGUGGAGGAGAACGUCACCGUGCUCUUCGAGGACGGAGCAAAGUGUAAGGUUUUCCGAGCGGACAACUAUACUCUCGUGCCGGCUGAAGCAGCGGAGUGGUCUUGCGACUACUACGUCGGGAUGAGAGUUCGUCCGGCCAAGAGUGUGGUUUUCAAGACCGCGAGAUGGUUGAGGGGGGGCUGGAAGUCGAGCCGAGACGAAGGGACGGUAUGUCGGGUGGAUGUUGCCGCGUUGCUUGUUUACUGGAUGGGAGUCGGGGUCGGGCCAGUGACUCCGACACCGGCGGACUACCAGGACGUCAAGGACGUGAUCCAUUUGCCGCAUUUCUCACACUCGAGAGAGCACUGGCGCAUCGGGGACUAUACGCUGCCGCUGAAGGAUGUUACUGUUGGAGGAGAAGUGGCUCCGAAAGAGAGCAACGACGGCCGAGAGGUUUCUUCCACAGCAGUCUCAACUUCGUCAGACGCAGUCAGCUCAAAUCCGGAGCCUUCGCUGGCCGAGGAAGCUUUGCACGAGAGCUCUCCGCUACAACGAAAGCGCUCCCUCUCGAGACGCUGCACGGUUCGAAGGAAGGCCAAGAGAAAGCUGGUGCCUUUGGAGAUCCCAGUUCGUGUGACUCGGACGGAGCGUCUGGUGGAUGUGCUGUGGCAAGAUGGAUCGAAGAGUGCUAGGAUCCCGGCCACGUCCUUGGUUCCAGUUUUAUACCUCAACGACAGCGAUUUUUGGCCCGAGACAUACGUGAUCGAGAGGGGAGCGGAGGCCGAGAUGGAUGAUGAUAAAGGCUAUAGGAGAGUAGGCAUAGUUAAAACGAUCGACGCUACACAACGGACAGCCAGAGUCAAGUGGUUCAAGAGAGUGACGUCUCCCGACGAGGCUUGCGAGUUUGAGGCGGAGGAAACCGUCAGCGUAUACGACAUUUUGGAGCACGUAGAUUAUCGAUACAACAUAGGCGACAUAGUCAUCCGGCUUACUCCGCAGGUUCCCAAGGCCGACGACUCGACUGAAAAAGUGGAGCAGCCGCAAGCACCAGGCGAUGAAGGGAAGCAUGCUAACGAUCCUACAGACUUGUCCUGGGUGGGAUCAAUCCUGGGGCUCGAGGACGGAUACAUAAUGGUGGAAUGGGGAAGCGGGGACGUGACAAAGGUUGGUCCCCAUGGCAUUUUUGUCGUGGAUAGAAAUGAGAGCGGCGACGAUGAGUCUAGUUCCGACGACGACGACGACGAUGCUGAUAGCUGGGAAACCGUGGACUCCAAUAGCUUAAGUGACUUUGAGUCGACUCCCGUACCAGCAGAGCAACCUGUGACUCGGGAGGAAACUCAAGGUGGUCUUUUGACUUUUGUCCUUUCAUCUAUGUCAAGGCUUAUUUCUACAAUCAUGGGACUUCGAGCUAAGAAGGUGGUAGCUGUAGGUGAACAAGAAGACAUUGAGGAGCCAGACGAGCUGGUCUGUGAGAUGCUCCUUGCACGAAAGUCUCCUGCCGAUCGGCACUUCGACCAGAACACGAAUGACCAUUCAACCGAGUGCUCUGUAAGACCUCUAACAGAGUUCAAGUCUUUUGACAUGGUCAAGGAUGCUUCGGAUCACCACUUCGCGGAUGUAAAGAACGAGGUUCCGAAUCAACGCAAGUGGCUUAAGAGGGUGAACCAAGAGUGGGACAUUCUGCAAAAGGACCUUCCCGACACGAUUUUUGUGCUAAUGUACGAAGACCGUAUGGACCUGUUGAGAGCAGCCAUAGUUGGAGCAACAGGAACACCAUACCACGAUGGAUUCUUUGUGUUCGAUCUUUAUUUACCUCCGGACUAUCCAAAUGUCCCUCCGAUGGUCCAUUAUCAUUCGGGCGGAUUGAGGAUGAAUCCCAAUCUCUACGAAAACGGCAAAGUGUGUCUCAGUCUCCUCAAUACCUGGAGCGGCAGGGGAAGCGAGCUCUGGAAUCCAGGAACGUCUAACAUAUUGCAAGUGCUAGUUUCAAUCCAGGGACUGGUGCUCAAUGCCAAGCCUUACUUCAACGAAGCAGGCUACGACAACCAGACUGGAACAGGAGAAGGGGAGAAGAACUCGAUCGCUUACAACGAGAACACCUUCUUAUUGUCCUGCAAGACGAUCCUAUAUCUCCUGCGCAAUCCUCCAAUGCAUUUCGAGGAGCUCUUGAAGAGCCAUUUCCGGUACCGGGGUUUCAAGUUCCUGUCGCUGUGCAGGGCCUAUCUCGGAGGUCUUCCAGUCGGAAGAAAUCCAGCCGAUAGCAGCGAAGGAAGUCCAGAGAAACAAGAGGAGAGCUCGGCUGGUUUUCAGCUCAUACUCCGCAAGCUCGUCCCCAAGCUGGCCGCGGCGUUUGUGAAGAUCGGAGCCACAGAGUGUAGAGAAUUCGAGGAGCCACCAUCGUCGUGACGAGACGAAGAGAUUUUUCUUUCCUCAGAUAAAAUACCAUACUUAAAUUCUUUCA
This is a messenger RNA of Selaginella moellendorffii, 3006 nucleotides long. RefSeq names its product probable ubiquitin-conjugating enzyme E2 23. Lineage: Eukaryota; Viridiplantae; Streptophyta; Lycopodiopsida; Selaginellales; Selaginellaceae. The record is from RefSeq and is a predicted model, not a curated record. Bases 108 to 2951 code for a protein of 947 amino acids. The transcript has 7 exons.